Mandrillus leucophaeus (drill) is the source of this 6731-nucleotide messenger RNA. RefSeq names its product neurofascin (gene NFASC). Gene Ontology annotation, biological process: brain development; cell-cell adhesion. The record is from RefSeq and is a predicted model, not a curated record. NCBI's taxonomy places the organism in Eukaryota, Metazoa, Chordata, Mammalia, Primates, Cercopithecidae. The transcript is spliced from 31 exons. Gene Ontology annotation, molecular function: cell-cell adhesion mediator activity. Bases 325 to 4530 code for a protein of 1401 amino acids.
UUGUGUGGUGUUCCAUUCAUAGCACUCUCGGAGGACGUGGUGGGCUUGAGAUAAUAAAGCCCUGUUUAUGCCAUGGAGGGCUGGGGAGGUGGCUGGUGUGGGGUGACAAGGAGUAGGGAAUCCAGGAAUUAUUUUGAUUCCACCCAGGGCAGGGCUGCUGUGUUUUCUCUGAGGCCAACUUUCAGGGAAAAGAAGGAUCUUGCUGGGAUUUUGCUCAGGCCUAAGUCUGCCAGUUGGGAUGGCCUGGGGCCUAAGAAAUGCCUAGCUUCCCUCCCCACCUGUCCCCAUGGAGGGAGACUGAGAAGAUGCUGGAUGAACUAGACGAUGGCUCCUUCAGGAGAGAGGUUGAUUGACUUAUGCGCAAUUUGGGACGCUGGAGUUUACCUUCCCUCUGCAGCCUGGAACGGAGCCUCCCCUGGUGUUGCAAGGAGGAGGCUGAAUGAGGCAGAGAGGCUGAGCUCUGUCCGGGAGGCCCAGUUAAAGCGGCUCAAGGUGACAAGACCCCGAGUGCUGGGGAGCAGGGAGCGGGGCCGGGUGCCGAGGAUGGCCAGGCAGCCACCGCCGCCCUGGGUCCAUGCAGCCUUCCUCCUCUGCCUCCUCAGUCUUGGUGGAGCCAUCGAAAUUCCUAUGGAUCCAAGCAUUCAGAAUGAGCGUAACUUCCACUGGACACGAAACAGCAGAUUCUUCAACAUUGCCAAGGACCCCCGGGUGUCCAUGAGGAGGAGGUCUGGGACUCUGGUGAUUGACUUCCGCAGUGGCGGGCGGCCAGAGGAAUAUGAGGGGGAAUAUCAGUGCUUCGCCCGCAACAAAUUUGGCACAGCCCUGUCCAAUAGGAUCCGCCUGCAGGUGUCUAAAUCUCCUCUGUGGCCGAAGGAAAACCUAGACCCUGUCGUGGUCCAAGAGGGUGCUCCUUUGACGCUCCAGUGCAACCCCCCGCCUGGACUUCCGUCCCCGGUCAUCUUCUGGAUGAGCAGCUCCCAGAGCCCACCCCAUUCGUCUUGGUUGCCCCUGCUCCCCACUCUCCACAGCUUCCACUGGACACGAAACAGCAGAUUCUUCAACAUUGCCAAGGACCCCCGGGUGUCCAUGAGGAGGAGGUCUGGGACUCUGGUGAUUGACUUCCGCAGUGGCGGGCGGCCAGAGGAAUAUGAGGGGGAAUAUCAGUGCUUCGCCCGCAACAAAUUUGGCACAGCCCUGUCCAAUAGGAUCCGCCUGCAGGUGUCUAAAUCUCCUCUGUGGCCGAAGGAAAACCUAGACCCUGUCGUGGUCCAAGAGGGUGCUCCUUUGACGCUCCAGUGCAACCCCCCGCCUGGACUUCCGUCCCCGGUCAUCUUCUGGAUGAGCAGCUCCAUGGAGCCCAUCACCCAAGACAAACGUGUCUCUCAGGGCCAUAAUGGAGACCUGUACUUCUCCAACGUGAUGCUGCAGGACAUGCAGACCGACUACAGUUGCAACGCCCGCUUCCACUUCACCCACACCAUCCAGCAGAAGAACCCUUUCACCCUCAAGGUCCUCACCACCCGAGGAGUUGCAGAAAGAACACCCAGCUUCAUGUAUCCCCAGGGCACUGCGAGCAGCCAGAUGGUGCUUCGUGGCAUGGACCUCCUGCUGGAAUGCAUCGCCUCCGGGGUCCCAACACCAGACAUCGCAUGGUACAAGAAAGGUGGGGACCUCCCAUCUGACAAGGCCAAGUUUGAGAACUUUAAUAAGGCCCUGCGUAUCACCAAUGUCUCUGAGGAAGACUCCGGGGAAUAUUUCUGCCUGGCCUCCAACAAGAUGGGCAGCAUCCGGCACACGAUCUCGGUGAGAGUAAAGGCUGCUCCCUACUGGCUGGAUGAACCCAAGAACCUUAUCCUGGCUCCUGGCGAGGAUGGGAGACUGGUGUGUCGAGCCAACGGAAACCCCAAACCCACUGUCCAGUGGAUGGUGAAUGGGGAACCUUUGCAAUCGGCACCACCGAACCCAAACCGUGAGGUGGCCGGAGACACCAUCAUCUUCCGGGACACCCAGAUCAGCAGCAGGGCCGUGUACCAGUGCAACACCUCCAACGAGCAUGGCUACCUGCUGGCCAACGCCUUCGUCAGUGUGCUGGAUGUCCCGCCUCGGAUGCUGUCGCCUCGGAACCAGCUCAUUCGAGUGAUUCUUUACAACCGGACGCGGCUGGACUGCCCUUUCUUUGGGUCUCCCAUCCCCACUCUGCGAUGGUUUAAGAAUGGGCAAGGAAGCAACCUGGAUGGUGGCAACUACCAUGUUUAUGAGAAUGGCAGUCUGGAAAUUAAGAUGAUCCGCAAAGAGGACCAGGGCAUCUACACCUGUGUCGCCACCAACAUCCUGGGCAAAGCUGAAAACCAAGUCCGCCUGGAGGUCAAAGACCCCACCAGGAUCUACCGGAUGCCUGAGGACCAGGUGGCCAAAAGGGGCACCACGGUGCAGCUGGAGUGUCGGGUGAAGCAUGACCCCUCCCUGAAACUCACCGUCUCCUGGCUGAAGGAUGACGAGCCGCUCUAUAUUGGAAACAGGAUGAAGAAGGAAGAUGACUCCCUGACCAUCUUUGGUGUGGCAGAGCGGGACCAGGGCAGUUACACGUGUGUUGCCAGCACCGAGCUAGACCAAGACCUGGCCAAGGCCUACCUCACUGUGCUAGCUGAUCAGGCCACUCCAACUAACCGUUUGGCUGCCCUGCCCAAAGGACGGCCAGACCGGCCCCGGGACCUGGAGCUGACCGACCUGGCCGAGAGGAGCGUGCGGCUGACCUGGAUCCCUGGGGACGAUAACAACAGCCCCAUCACAGACUACGUUGUCCAGUUUGAAGAAGACCAGUUCCAACCCGGGGUCUGGCAUGACCAUUCCAAGUACCCCGGCAGCGUUAACUCAGCCGUCCUCCGGCUGUCCCCGUAUGUCAACUACCAGUUCCGUGUCAUUGCCGUCAACGAGGUUGGGAGCAGCCACCCCAGCCUCCCGUCCGAGCGCUACCGAACCAGUGGAGCACCCCCCGAGUCCAAUCCUGGUGACGUGAAGGGAGAGGGGACCAGAAAGAACAACAUGGAGAUCACGUGGACGCCCAUGAAUGCCACCUCAGCCUUUGGCCCCAACCUACGCUACAUUGUCAAGUGGAGGCGGAGAGAGACUCGAGAGGCCUGGAACAACGUCACAGUGUGGGGUUCUCGCUACGUGGUGGGGCAGACCCCGGUCUACGUACCUUAUGAGAUCCGAGUCCAGGCUGAAAAUGACUUCGGGAAGGGUCCGGAGCCAGAAUCUGUCAUCGGUUACUCCGGAGAAGAUUUACCCAGUGCCCCCAGGCGUUUCCGAGUCCGGCAGCCCAACCUGGAGACAAUCAACCUGGAAUGGGAUCAUCCAGAGCAUCCAAAUGGGAUCAUGACUGGAUACACUCUCAAAUACGUGGCCUUUAACGGGACCAAAGUAGGAAAGCAGAUAGUGGAAAACUUCUCUCCCAAUCAGACCAAGUUCACGGUGCAAAGAACGGACCCCGUGUCACGCUACCGCUUUACCCUCAGCGCCAGGACGCAGGUGGGCUCUGGGGAAGCCGUCACGGAGGAGUCACCAGCACCCCCGAAUGAAGCUACUCCAACCGCAGCUCCUCCCACAUUGCCCCCGACUACCGUGGGUGCGACGGGCGCUGUGAGCAGUACCGAUGCUACUGCCAUUGCUGCCACCACCGAAGCCACAACAGUCCCCAUCAUCCCAACUGUCGCACCUACCACCAUCGCCACCACCACCGUCGCCACAACUACUACAGCCACUGCUGCCACCACCACCACGGAGAGUCCUCCCACCACCACCUCCGGGACUAAGAUACACGAAUCCGCCCCCGAUGAGCAGUCCAUAUGGAACGUCACGGUGCUCCCCAACAGUAAAUGGGCCAACAUCACCUGGAAGCACAAUUUCGGGCCCGGAACUGACUUUGUGGUUGAGUACAUCGACAGCAACCAUACGAAAAAAACUGUCCCAGUUAAGGCCCAGGCUCAGCCUAUACAGCUGACAGACCUCUAUCCCGGGAUGACAUACACGUUGCGGGUUUAUUCCCGGGACAACGAGGGCAUCAGCAGUACCGUCAUCACCUUUAUGACCAGUACAGCUUACACCAACAACCAAGCGGACAUCGCCACCCAGGGCUGGUUCAUUGGGCUUAUGUGCGCCAUCGCCCUCCUGGUGCUGAUCCUGCUCAUCGUCUGUUUCAUCAAGAGGAGUCGCGGCGGCAAGUACCCAGUACGAGAAAAGAAGGAUGUUCCCCUUGGCCCUGAAGACCCCAAGGAAGAGGAUGGCUCAUUUGACUAUAGUGAUGAGGACAACAAGCCUCUGCAGGGCAGUCAGACAUCUCUGGACGGCACCAUCAAGCAGCAGGAGAGUGACGACAGCCUGGUGGACUAUGGCGAGGGUGGCGAGGGCCAGUUCAAUGAAGACGGCUCCUUCAUCGGCCAGUACACCGUCAAAAAGGACAAGGAGGAAACAGAGGGCAACGAAAGCUCAGAGGCCACGUCACCUGUCAAUGCUAUCUACUCUCUGGCCUAAUGGAGCCCACCCAGGCACAGCCACCACUUUGCAAGUGGGAGGAGGGGAGAGGGGGAAACUAAACCACUGCAGACCUACCACAAAGCCACCACCACCUUCAGUAACAAGGGUACAAUAUGGGGGUCUGCCAAGCUGUGAGGAUCAGGGACCACCAAGCCACCCAUAAGCCCCCUCCCAAUGACCCCCCUUCAGCCCCGGGUGCCACCAGUGUGGGAGAGCUGGAGCCGUGGCUGAGCUCAGCUAGAGGGAGUCUGGCCCCUUGCCCAGUCUCACAGCCACCCCCGAGCGUUCCACCACACUGCCCGCCCUUGGCCUCGGCACAUGCUCACCGUUUCUGUUGGUUACAGGACUUCUCAUUGUCUUAAUUUUGCUUUGUGCAUCUUCCCCUCCAGACCCGAUGUCUCCGUUUUCUUUUCCUUUUGAAAAAGUGUUCCUGGAAAAGAAAGAAAAAGUAGAUUCUCCCCCAGGAGACCACAAAGAUAGGCAAAAAGGAUUGAAUCCGUACCAGAACAUGUAGACAGGCUGUAAUAUUCAAACCACCUCUGGGCCAAUGCAUUUCCGAAGGAUGCCUUUCUCGCCAUAUGCCUCCCCUGGCUCCCAACCCCUCUGCCUCGGCCUUGUCAGUUGCUGAGCUGGGCUUGGCUUCUUUCUGGAAAAUGACAGUAUUUUUGGCAGGGAGAGGGUGUGCAGGCCUCCUUGCUGCUCUCUGGUUCGGUUGGGAGGUGUGUUUACCUCUUGCUCCUCAUUCCCCCCCUGCCCUUUUCUCUGGUGUAUCUAAGAUGUGAGCUGCACUGACUCUGAAGAAGUUUGAGGAACAGGAGUGAGCACUGAUAGGAAGGACUUCAACGCCAGUGACUGUGUACCUCAAGCAGAAGAAAAUCAGGUGUCUGGUCUUGGGGGAACUCUGCUUACCUCUAGAGAGAAGAAAAAGGCUGGGUUUGGACUUCCUUCCUCCCCACUGGUGAAACCCAGGAUGUAGAUAGAGGGCCACACCCACUCUGUCCCAGAGGGCACCUGUCCACGUGACUGGGGCCCACGCUGCCACCCUGGAGGAGAUGGAAUGCUGUGAUGCAAAAGCUUUGCUGGUGCGUUUGGGGCAUAAGGCGCUGCUCCCCUUCCACCUCUAGCAGAUAGAUAUCAUCUUCUCAGCCAAUUCUGUAGGACACUGAGGCUUUUGUUUGACAUGGUAUGUGGAUGGGGACUUGCCCCAAGACUGAGCCAGUCUGCCCUUUCAUUGGGGUGUAUACAUAUCAGGGGACCUGCGGUGGCACCGUACUCAGUGCUGUGAUGCCCCCACCUGGGGAGGACUCAAUGCUCUUUGUAUGCCUUAUGCAGCGCUGAUCUGCCCCUGGAGUUCCCAGGUUCCCAGCCCCUCCCUGCAAGCCUUGAAGCCUCCAGCGAUGUCCGUGUCCAGGAGAGCAGGGCAGCCUAUGCAAGUGUUCCGGCAGGACCAGAAGCGGCCACCCAACACACGUCCUCACCAGUCACCCCAAAUGGAGACACUCGCAGACCUGCAGUUGUCAGACCGAAGGUGCUGCCUUCAUCCUCCCCACCUAAUGCAUUUUUGAAACCAAAGGUACCUAGCCUCAGAGACAGAGAAGGAGAGGGGGAGAUCUUGAGUCUAAGAGGAACCCUGUAGCUGUUUCUGUAGCUCCGGUCAGUUUCAGGAGGGUGAAGCUGAUCCCCAGGAACGAAUCAGCUGCCAUGGGCACAGCCUCUGAUUUGAGCCUCCAGCUGCUAGCCAGGGGGCCUGGGCCGGACCAGGGCUCUGUCCUUCAGUGACUUUAUUAAAGCAUCAUUUGCCACAUGUUUAAGCUGCAAAGGUAUUAGCAAUGCUUGCAUCAUUAAUAAUCAUUCAGUUGAAGGUCAAGCCCAUAGACACACACUCUCUGUCUGCUGGUAAGAAAUCAUAGCCCAGAACUGAGCCAAUAAGGCUGUUUGAACCUGAGAGUGUGUGAUGGUCAUUUGGGCCAAGCCUCAGCCAGGGCUGCUGCCUGGACGCCUGAGGGGCAGCUUAUCACAGUGCAAGGGGACAGGGUAAACAGCAGGGGGUGGGGCAUGAGCUUGGAGGGCCCCUCCCCUGGCUUUCCUCCAACACCUGCUUGGAUACUAGGCCCACUGUCCCUGAAGGGAAUGUCAGGGAAGUGUGCCUGUGAGCUGAAUUAAAGGACUGGCCUUUCCAGAAAACGCUUUGGAUCUGA